Durusdinium trenchii is the source of this 1103-nucleotide messenger RNA. The record is from the annotation of a GenBank genome assembly. Lineage: Eukaryota; Dinophyceae; Suessiales; Symbiodiniaceae.
UUUUGGCUCGUAUGUAGAUUUGCCCUGCCGGUUCCACUUGCCCAUGGCCAUUGGCACGCCUGAGGCGGAAGAUGUGGUGGAACUGGUCGAAGAGGUGACAAGCUUUAGCUUUGAGAUACCCGAGGGGGUGAAAGCAGGAGUGAAAUUGAAGGCUUGACAUGAGAGAACUUGCAUGGUUCACAUUGAAUGUAUUCCUUUAGAAUCUUGUGGAGCAGUUUGCACAAUUUGGCCGAUAAGCAAUGUGCAGGUGGUGGCACCGGACCAAGUCACACUUCACAUUCCUUUGCCGCACAAUGUUGUGACUGGUGACAGGAUGGUCAUGGUAAAAUCUCUCGACGGCAAGUGGGGCAUCAAGCAUGUUGUUCGUGGUGAACUAGGUGGCGCACCUAUGUUCAGUACUCCUUGGAAGACUGAAGAAGAAAUAGCCAAAGACCUCAGCCAACCACACGUGUGCAGCGUGGAGCUAGCAACCACCAAGGGCACAAUCAAGCUCAGGGUUGUUCCGAGUUGGGCGCCAAAGGGUGCACAACGCUUCCUACAGCUUGUGAGUGACAAGUACUAUACGGACCUUCCCAUUUAUCGAGCAGUGCCAGAUUUCUUGAUACAGUUCGGUGUCACUACUGACGAUCGAUAUGGGAGAUAUGAGGCCAUGGAAGAUGAUGAACUCAAGGGAAUUCCCUUCUUAGAAGGUAUGGUGUGCUUCGCAGCGUCCAGCCAGAAUAGCCGACUAGCAGCGAUUUGUGUCUUCUUGACCGACCUACCGCAGCUGGGGAAGAGGAGCUGGGAGACACCAUUCGCUCGAGUUUCAGAAGAAUCUUUCCCUGUGCUGCGGAGCAUUUACACCGGCUAUGGUGAGAUGCCACAAUGUGGCGGGAGUGGUCCUGACCCAAUUCAAUUGCAGGAUAGAGGGAAUCCUUACAUCAAGGAGAAAUUCCCGCAAUGUGACUACGUCGAGUCUGCUGAAUGGGUGCAGUGAGGAGCCGGCCUUUAGCCUCUAGGUUGCGCAAGCAAGUUAGUCUUAGCCAAGCACCUCUUGCAGUGUACUGUUAUGGUGCAACAUUGUAAAAAGUACAAUCCCUGGUCCCGAUCCCUGUAGCAUGCCC